AUGUCUACCCCAAACCCAUUUCUUCUUGCAGCCGAUAACAACCCCGCGUUGCUGCCCCUCCUCCGAGAGAACCCAGCACUCGCAUCGUCACAGGAUGAGCAUGGUUAUUCACUCGUCCACGCCGCUGCCAGCUACAAUCAUCUCGAUCUCCUGCGAGCGCUAGUUCGCGAGUUCAAUGUCGACGUCGACCUGAAAGAUGAAGACAACGAGACUGCCUUGUUUGUUGUCGAGACCCAAGAUGCUGCUCAGGUCCUCGUCGAAGAGCUCGGAGCAAACAUCAACCACCGGGGAUCAGAAGGUUUAACAGCUAGGGAAAAGAUUGAAGCGGAAGCUGAAUUUCCUGCUGUUGCGGAAUACCUAGCCAUGGUCCAAUCCAAGAAGGCCGAUGAUCCUGCCUCGACAGCAGCGGCUGUCAUGCCUGAAGUUAUCCCUCCCCCUCCAGAGGGAAUGAAGGUUACUGUUGGCACUAUGGACGAGACCACAGACAUUCCCGAGGAAAUAGACCCAGAGUUCCGUAGAAGAAUCGAGGAACUGGCUCAACGUGACGAUUUCAACACCCCUCAAGGUCAAGCUGAGCUGCGGAAGUUGGUUGAGGACGCUGUCCUUGGUGAGGGUGGUGUCGGGGAUGAACGCAACGUACGAUCGAAGCAAGAUUAA
Messenger RNA from Fusarium mangiferae, 657 nucleotides. RefSeq names its product related to ankyrins. The record is from RefSeq and is a predicted model, not a curated record. The coding region runs from base 1 to 657 and encodes 218 amino acids. Gene Ontology annotation, molecular function: protein binding. NCBI's taxonomy places the organism in Eukaryota, Fungi, Ascomycota, Sordariomycetes, Hypocreales, Nectriaceae. The transcript has a single exon.